CUUUAGAGUGAGUGGUGUGAUAAUAUUAUCGGUGCUUCUCACGAGUUUUUUAUAUCUGUUUUUAUUUGUAUUUAUAUUUUAUUAUCGUUAAAAUUGCUCAUUAUAUCGUUAAACUGUACAGCGGCGUUUUAUCCAGAAUGGCGACAGAAGUUUCCAAGUAAUCUACAAGGUUUUCAGUUGAUUUUCUGUAAUUUGUGGAGAUUUCUAGCAAACAGUGUGGUUGAGUCUCUGACGUCAUGGAGCGUUUGGAGGAGAAGGUCAAAGGUUUGUCCAUCGCUCGGCGGUCUCGCCCGGAGGAGCCCACCUACCUGCUGGACGUUGCUCUGCAGCCGUCCGGUCUGCUCGCCGUGUCCUGCUCCAACUUCACCGUCCACCUCCACGACAAGGACACGCUGAACCUGCUGGGCGAGUAUCGGGGCCACAGCGGGCCGCUCUGCGGGGUCGUUUUCUCCCACACGUCCCCUCACUUCCUCUACUCUGGUUCUGCUGACGGGACGGUCCGCGGGUGGGACGUCCGCCGCCCCGGGACAGACGCAGCGCAGGUGUUUAAAAGCGACUCGUCACACAGCUUCUGCAGCUUCGACUUGAGCUGCAGCGACGCGCUCCUGUGCGCCGGCACCGAGCAGGUCAACGACGAGGACAGCUUCCUGGUUUUCUGGGACGUCAGGAAGCCCGGCGGCGGGCUGCUCGGGGUGUACUCUGAGUCGCACAGCGAUGAUGUCACACAGGUGUGCUUCCACCCCCGAGACAAAGACCGCCUGGCGUCCGGCUCCACAGACGGCCUGGUGAACGUGUUUGACCUGAGCCGCGGGGCGGAGGAGGAGGCGCUGCAGGCCACCUGUAACAGCGACUCGUCCGCGGGCUCCGUGUGUUGGUGCGGCGCGGACUACACGCAGCUGCUGUGCCUCAGCCACGACGAGGGGCUGCACCUGUGGGACCUGGGUCAGCUGGACACGGACGAGCCCCUCACCGUCUUCAGCACCUCUGAUGCUCGAGGUCUGACGCUGCUGGCUGACGGCGGCGGCGUGGAUUACCUGGUGGGAGGGAGGUGGCUGGAGGAGGCGCAGAAGCUGCUGGUGGUCGGAGGGACGAACAGCGGCGAUCUGCACCUGAUGGAGUGUGACCACGAGGGGCUGCGUCUGCUGAGGACCCUCGAGGGCGGCCACUCCUCCACAGUACGCUGCUUCCUGUGGGAUGCGGCAGCUGAGGCUCUGGUCACCGGGGGAGAGGAUGCUCAGCUGUUGCUAUGGAAACCAGGAGGGGAGGAGCUCACGGGGAAGAAAAGGGAGUCAAUGAAGAGCGAAUCAACUUUGAGACUCAAAUCCAGACCGCAUAAAAAACACGGCUACCAGAGAGACAAGAAGGCAGCGUAACCACGAGGAAAACGUCACGUGCUGAGUCACGAUAACUGACGGCGACUCAACAGAUUUAUUUCUGAGAAAAAUCACAAACAGCUCUGCACACAAAAAGUAUUCUGCACACAACACACAACCUCAGCGAAGGAAGUCCUUCGAGUGUGAAAAACUCGCCGAGGCGGACAAAUUCAAACGUGCGUUUUCUGUUUUGGUUCACUCUGAAGCAGAGCUUAAAAAACACGUUGAGUGACACCGAUGCGUCAGCGCGGAUGUUAAAUGAUGUUAGAUUCAUGGAUACGUUUGUCUCACGUGAGACUAAAAGAAUGAAAAUGGAAACGCUGGGUAACACGUUGGCAGUUCCGGCGUUUUUUGGGCAGAAGUUACUGUAGAAAGACUGAAGACUCUGUAGAGGACUUUGUAUGUAGAUAAAAACGACUUAUUCUAAAAUAAACACACAACGAUUCUUAUUUUCAGGUUAUUGUACACAAACAAAAACAAAGUUAUAAAUGUUAUAUUCCACUCUGCCCAUAUAUACAAGGUAGAUGUGUUAUGUUUCUUAACUUACCUUAAAUCCUGCAGACUGGGCCUUUAAUGAGUGAACAGUGUUAAUGUGACUGCACUUUUACACCUGUUACUAACACGUGACAAAGUUACAAAAAGUUCCCAAAACUAAAAAAAAAAACAGAAUUUCUUUGAUUUUUGAGUGAAGUUUUGAUUUGAUGGUUUUUCCGUCAACACACAAAGAAAAAACGACUCCGAGCGGCUUCAGGAAGAUCUCAGAAAACUAAAGAAACAAAACAAAUCUUUAAAUAUUAAAAAUAAAGAUUUUGUUUUCUCUUUGUGCAGUUGAAUUGUCCGUGUUUUUCUGACGCAGCUGUUCCAUCGACGACCAUCAGAGCUCGUCUCUGUAACUCGACGAAACGGUGAAAAACAUUGAUUUCUUGAAUACAAACUGAAUCUUACUGCUGCAGGCGGACGGUUAUUACUGCAUCACAUCCUGAGAGUCACCUGAGCCGCCCGGCACAGCGGGAUCACGCUGAGAGCAGCUUUCACCCCCAAAUAGCAAAGAGUGGAAUAACAUGAUUGGCAGUGCGAGUGUGUGUGUGUGUGUGUGUGUGUGUGUGUGUGUGUGUGUGUGUGUGUGUGUGUGUGUGUGUGUGUGUGUGUGUGACUCCUGCAGAGAUGGAAGCUGCUGCAGUCGCCUCUUUAUUCACAUCAGAGACAGUUAAGAUUCACAGUGAUUCUUGGUGGUGAUUCAGCGAUCUUUGUGGUUUUUAUUCAUCGACCACGUUGUUAUAAUGAAAGAAAACAUAUUUUCACGGUGAGGAGACGGGCUGAGUCAUUAAAUUAUUAAAAGCACAUGGACAGAAAAAAAUCUCUUCUGGAAAAGAUGAAGUCGUACGAGCAGACAGAAAGAUGCUUUUUUCAGGAGUUUAGCAAAACUGUUAAAACCAGGUUUAUGUUUUUAAGUAUGUUAAAGCAUUUUGGUGUGUUUUUUUUCUCAGUGAUACCUUUGUGACUGAAUUUAUGGUUACAUUUUUGAAAAGAUCACAAAAACAUCCAUCUACAAGUUGUACAA
Plectropomus leopardus (leopard coralgrouper) is the source of this 2934-nucleotide messenger RNA. The record is from RefSeq and is a predicted model, not a curated record. Lineage: Eukaryota; Metazoa; Chordata; Actinopteri; Perciformes; Serranidae.